Peromyscus californicus insignis is the source of this 5611-nucleotide messenger RNA. It is a transcript of the gene Hlf, whose product is annotated as HLF transcription factor, PAR bZIP family member. Gene Ontology annotation, biological process: regulation of transcription by RNA polymerase II. NCBI's taxonomy places the organism in Eukaryota, Metazoa, Chordata, Mammalia, Rodentia, Cricetidae. Gene Ontology annotation, cellular component: nucleus. The record is from RefSeq and is a predicted model, not a curated record. The coding region runs from base 493 to 1383 and encodes 296 amino acids. Gene Ontology annotation, molecular function: DNA-binding transcription factor activity, RNA polymerase II-specific; RNA polymerase II cis-regulatory region sequence-specific DNA binding. The transcript has 4 exons.
GGGGAGCAGCGGCCGCGGCGGGGAGGGGGGUGGGGCGGGACGGCACCGCCUCGGGUGCUCGUGCGAGGGUCCGCGGCCCGCGCUUUGCCUUCUGCUCAUCUGCAGCCGUCUACAUUUUUUUUUCUUUUCUUUUUUCCUCUUUCUUCUUUUUUUUUUCCCCUUGCAAUUUUGAACAUUUUGCAAGUCUGAGUGACUGGGAGGCAGGUGAGAGCAUCCUGCCCAGGGCCGGAGGAUCCCGCGGGCGCUGAGUGAGUGCGCUUGCCCGCCCGGGACUGUCAGCACCGAGCACCCGAAAGUUUUUAUUUUUAUUUUUUAUUUUGAUAUUUGUAUGCUGGUGUAUUUACAAAGACAGAGUAAUUUUUUUUUUUCUUCCUUGUCUGCAACUGUUUUGAAAGCGAGUACUUUUGGUUGGCAAAGGACGGAGGAAAAAGCUCAUCAACAUUUCGGGGCGGCGAUUGGCCUUCUUUUUAAAAGACAAUUGAGUGCAUCACGAUGGAGAAAAUGUCCCGACAGCUCCCCCUGAACCCCACCUUUAUCCCGCCUCCCUACGGCGUGCUCAGGUCCCUGCUGGAGAACCCGCUGAAGCUCCCCCUUCAUCCUGAAGACGCAUUUAGCAAAGAUAAAGACAAAGGAAAGAAGCUGGAUGAUGAGAGCAACAGCCCGACCGUCCCCCAGUCGGCCUUCUUGGGACCCACCUUAUGGGACAAAACCCUUCCCUAUGACGGAGAUACUUUCCAGUUGGAAUACAUGGACCUGGAGGAGUUUCUGUCGGAGAAUGGCAUCCCCCCCAGCCCGUCACAGCAUGACCACAGCCCUCACCCUCCUGGGUUGCAACCGGCGUCCUCCACGGCUCCCUCGGUCAUGGACCUCAGCAGCCGGGCCUCUGCACCCCUCCACCCUGGCAUCCCAUCUCCGAACUGUAUGCAGAGCCCUAUCAGACCAGGCCAGCUGUUACCGGCAAACCGAAAUACACCGAGUCCCAUUGACCCUGACGCCAUCCAGGUCCCUGUCGGGUAUGAACCAGACCCAGCAGACCUUGCCCUCUCCAGUAUCCCAGGGCAGGAAAUGUUUGACCCUCGCAAACGCAAGUUCUCCGAGGAAGAACUGAAGCCACAGCCCAUGAUUAAGAAAGCUCGCAAAGUCUUCAUCCCAGAUGAUUUGAAGCAGGAUGACAAGUACUGGGCGAGGCGCAGAAAGAACAAUAUGGCGGCCAAGCGCUCCCGGGAUGCCCGGCGGCUGAAGGAGAACCAGAUUGCCAUCCGGGCCUCGUUCCUGGAGAAGGAGAACUCAGCCCUCCGCCAGGAGGUGGCUGAUUUAAGGAAGGAGCUGGGCAAAUGCAAGAACAUACUUGCCAAGUACGAGGCCAGGCACGGGCCCCUGUAGGAUGGCAUUUUUGUGGGCUGGCUUUUGACUAGAUGGACAGCUUGUUUCCUGUCUGGUAGCACCACACCCAAAACCAACCUUUCCGACAUCAGCACUUUACCAGAGGCAUAAACGCAAACUGACUCAUACUUUGGUGUGCAUCUGUGUGUAUGUGUGUGUGUGUGUGUGUGUGUGUGUGUGUGUGUGUGUGUGUGUACACGUGCUUAUGGUCCCAUGUGUGGUCAGCGGUGUGCAUGUGUGCGUGUGUGUAUGUGUGUGUAUUCCUUCACAUUUGCCAUUUAAAGAUAGUCCUCUUGUUGUCUUUUAGUUCCGAACAAGAAAGGUGCCAUGUUUUUAUUAGACUCUGGAGACUCCUCUGGGGUUUCCUCCCCUCCCUUCUCCACUCCUGCCCCUUUCCACCUUGCUUCAUGUUCCAGUGAACUCACUUUUCCAGGGGCUGUGUGGGCUACAGGAAGCGGGGGCCCCUGAUAAAGCAGUGGAUCUCAGUUAUCUAGAACAUAAGCUCUUGUUUCUGUUUCAGCCACGAGUUACCAUGCUAAAAAGGUGCACAGCAUACCCUAGCACUACGCUGCAGCUGAAUUCCUUCAUAGGUUGCCCCCCUCCCCACCCCCAUCUCUUUCUCUCCUACCCUUUCUCGUUUUCCUUUCAGUUUUGGUGAUAAUUGUCUUCAAAUUUAAAGUGCUGUUUAGAUUUAGUAGAUCCCAUAUUUACUUACUGCUACCUACUAAGUUUCCUUUUAAUUCUACCAACCCCAGAUAAGUAAGUACCAUUAUAGAACACAGAGUGUGUUUUGCACUGUCUGUACCUAAAGCAAUAAUCCUAGUGUACGCUAGAGCAUGCUGCCUGAGUAUUACUAGUGGACGUAGGAAAUUUUCCCUACCUAGGAAUUUCACUGUCUUUUAAAAAAAAUCAAAAUUAAAGUAAUGCAUUUGCGCAUGACCAGAAUAUUCUCAGGACAGGGAAGCAGAGGGCAAUGGGAGGCCUAAGAAUGAGGGGUUGAUUUAUCAGUAUGUAAGCCAAAAAUAAUAAUAAUAAUGCAUCUUGGAGAAGCCUUUGCCAUGGAUGUGCUUCGUUUUGCUAUCUCCCUUCUCCCACACCAGCUCAUUCCCACUUUUCUAGUUAACAUGUCCCUCUUGAUAUUCAAAACGAUUGAAUUACUUAAGAUUCAGUUCACCCACUUUUUUUGUAAUGUAUAUUUUGGGGAGGAUAUUUUGCUGUUUUUAGAAAUCAGUUAAUUAAGUUAAAGGGUUGAUGUUUUGUAAAGCCCCCUUCCCCCUGUGGUGUCCUUUUUGAAUGCCUCACAGAUCAAUGAUUCUGGAGCCUGUGUUUCUUACCUUCUGUUUGCUUUUGAACAUAUGUGCGCCUAUCAAGUGGACUUCUGAAAAAAUGAAUGUAAAAGACACUGGUGUAUCUCAGAAGGGGAUGGUGUUGUCACAAACUGUGGUUUAUCCAAUCAAUUUAAAUGUUUACUAUAGACCAAAAGGAGAGAUUAUUAAAUUGUUUAAUGUUUAUACAGAGUAAUUAUAGGAAGUUCUUUUUUGUACAGUAUUUUUCAGAUAUAAAUACUGACAAUGUAUUUUGGAAGACAUAUAUUAUAUAUAGAAAAGAGAAAAAAGGAAAACUAUUCCAUGUUUUAAAAUUAUAUAGCAAAGAUAUAUAUUCACCAAUGCUGUUCAGAGGAGUGCUUGGGGGUUUUGAAGUCUUUAAUAUUUUAAACCUAUUACUGACACAUCAGCAUGUUUUCUGCUUAAAAUUAAAAUUUUAUGACAAUAUUGAGGCUUGCUGUGACGAAUCCUGCUCCAACACUUUCUUGUUUCUUAUUAGGUCUCAGAAGGAAGUCAGUUAAUGUCACCCAAAAGCACAAAAUGGGUUUUAGUCAAAUAUUUAUUGGAUGAUACAGUGUUUUUUAGGAAAAGCAUCUGCCACAUAAAUGUUCACUUCAGAAUUCUGAGUUGCUGGAUUGGAGUGUUGUUGCCAGAGCCCCAAAUGCUUUGGUUCUCUUUUGGCCUGUGCAUCUCAGGCAAUGCAAGGUUGACCUCGGUGCUAUGUGUAUGGCUUACGAUUUGAUAGAUGUUUUGACUAUGAAGAUGGUUGUUCUUUUGUUUCACUGAGUUGUAUAAUGUCAAGAGAGUCUGCUGCUGCUUCAAAGGCACAUUUUGUGCUUGAUUAAAAUCCCCUUUCAUCCAUGGAUGUUUUCCAGUUUCCUUGCCUCCACAGUAUCUGAAUUCUCUGCAGAUCUGGUGAUGCCCUUCUCUUUCCAUCAGCCACUCUUCUGUCUAGUGUCAGAGUUCUGGAACAUGAGACCUUUAGGAUUUAGUCCCAGGUACCUGUUUUGUUCCAAGCCACAGAUAAUGGCAGAAGAUGAGAGAAUAUGAGACUUGCAAUACAUUUUCCAAGUAAAUUACUAAUAAAAAAAUACUUCGACAGCCUCCCAUAGAACUGAAUAAGAGAUGAUUCAGUAAUAGCCAUGAGAUGACAAAGAGUUGGUCUUUUUGAAGAUAAAGAGGCUGAUUGCAGAACUGCUCAAUGACAGUAUUCAUCAGAGCAAAGAUGAAUAUAUUUAAACUUAAGUAGAGAAGUGUUGAAGUGUUGUACUAUAGACCAUCCAGAUUCAAAUGGGACUGUUAAGUGGUAACUGACAGAAGAGCAUACCUGGUCUUUCUUGGAAUUGUUUGUACCAAAUGAACCUUACAAAUGUUUUCUGCAGAAGACAUAAAAAGAUCAUAAUAAAGCUUAUUCUUUUGUAUGCCAGGGAAGGUUUUAGGAACUUACCUCAUUCAAAACAAAACAAACCACCACCACUUUGGAGUCUCCACAGGUGCCUUAUAUAUAGGUCAUUAUCACCCCCUCCUUCCCCUGGCAGACUUCUGUCUGUCUGGAGACAUUAAAACAAUGAUGCUCAGUGUCCCAAGAAGCUAGGGCCCAGGGUCAGAUGAUUACAGCAGAUCGCAGCCAUUAGGAAAGUUCUGUUUUCAACAGUCACCAUUUCAACCUAGGCAUCUUUCAAUGAUUAUUUGGCCAUUAAAAAUGCAUCCAAGCUGCAACAUGCUAUGUGAUCUAGACAUAAUUUGGAAUGAACAGUAUAGCACUUCCUUACCAGGUCAUGUCAUCUCAUUUUUCAACUAUUUUCAAAGAAAGUAAAAAGCAAAAAACAAAAACGAAUCAGUGUGUCUCUCUGCUCAUGCUACCUUGAAGGAAUGGGAGGGUUAUAAAUAAAAGUCUCGACUCUAGAGGAAGUGAUACUUUGGACCAUUCACAAACCACAUCAGGCAUGGCUGAGCUAGGCCUUUGUCUGUCAAUAAUAACAGGCCUUUAAAGAACCAUCCCUUGAAGCAGAAGGACCCUGUGUCUGAGAAAGUCAGAAUGGAAUUCAGUCACUGGCUGAGUGGGAACUAGAUUAGAGAACCCAGAGGUUCCUUCUAACCCAUUAUCUUACUGUGGGAACUUACAUUAAUUCUAAAUAUACCUUUGAAAGGGCUGUAGCCUUGUUUUGGGGAGAGCUGUGGAGGGUGGCAGGGGGACAAAGUUGUAGAUGGCAACUUCUCUCCUGCCCAAGGGUGAAGCGAUUAACAUUGUACAACAUACAAGUUAGAUGUUGAUGUUUCUAAGAGUUAAUCUGUUUGUCCCUGUUGUUCCUUUGAGGAAAAACUGAAACUUUGUCAGAGUUAAAUAUGAGGUCCGCAAGCCUACUGAACUGUGUGUGGCCUGUCUCCAUGGGCCAGGAUUUAACUUGGAGGUUGGUCCCCAGCAGGUGACUGAGCUGAGGUGUGAUGCCUUCCCUGUGGUAGAUACCUUCCACUCUGGCUCUGAAGGUACUUGUUUCCUGCUGAGGGCUCCUCAGGACAUCCCUCUGGUGAAGCCAAAUUCAACUCCAGAUGUUUGGUAAAAUCAGUGUCAUGAACAAAUGAACAAAACCAUAGGUCUUGACGGAUUAAAGUUUUAGUAACUACAGCCAAUGCAUUUUGCCAAAAUGUACGCAAAGCAAUGUGUGUUUGUGUAUGGAUAUUUAAGUGGAGACAUAAAAUCUGUAAAUUUUUUAGCACCUCACCAGAUGUAACAAUUAGCUAUUAUCCUUCCGGCAACACCACAAAGAUCGCAUCUGUUAAACAGGUUCAAGUUAGCUGGAGAUUAGUGUAAUUGUACACCAUGACGUAGGUGGUAUUUAUGCUGUCAAGUCCAAAACUUUAUUUGUUCUUCUAAAUGUUUAAUAAACUGAUUUUUUUCCUUU